This is a messenger RNA of Dendronephthya gigantea, 1728 nucleotides long. Its product is annotated as glycogenin-1-like. The transcript is spliced from 6 exons. The record is from RefSeq and is a predicted model, not a curated record. The coding region runs from base 194 to 1198 and encodes 334 amino acids. Lineage: Eukaryota; Metazoa; Cnidaria; Anthozoa; Malacalcyonacea; Nephtheidae. Gene Ontology annotation, molecular function: glycosyltransferase activity. Gene Ontology annotation, cellular component: cytoplasm.
ACGAUAAAAAGUCGAUAGCGAUAGCGAACAUUCUACGCCACGUUGAACUUUACUUUAGCAUGCGAGAUACCGAAAGAAGUUGUUGCAACACUUGAUAUAUUGAUAUUAUUGUAUCUUUCGUAAUAUAAGGCGGAAGAAACAGUAUAGAUAUGUAAAGAAUCUUCAAUUUAGUUCUCCAUUCUAAAAAGUUGAAAUGGCAGGAGGAGUAAACAACGAAGCUUUCGUGAGUCUUGCAACGAACAAUGGUUAUGCACUUGGUGCACUAGUUCUUGGCCAUUCUUUGAGAUCUGUUAACACGAACCGGCAGUUGGCUCUCAUGAUCACUCAGAGCGUCGAUCCUCAAGUCCGACAAGAAUUGCUUGGUAUCUGGGACCGUUUAAUAGUGGUGGAUAUUCUUGAUAGUGAAGAUAGUGCCAACUUGGCUUUACUUCAAAGACCUGAUCUUGGAGUCACAUUCACCAAAUUACAUUCGUGGAAAUUAGUUGAAUAUACAAAAUGUGUUUUUCUUGAUGCCGAUACAAUGGUAUUACAGAAUGUUGAUGAUCUUUUCAACAGACCAGAAAUCUCAGCUGCUCCUGAUACUGGAUGGCCUGAUUGUUUUAAUUCAGGUGUUUUUGUUUUUGUUCCAUCAUUACAAACACAUAAUGAUCUCAUUGCUCAUGCAUUAGCAGUUGGAAGUUUUGAUGGAGGAGAUCAAGGUCUUCUAAAUUCAUUUUUUAACAACUGGCUGCAUCUUGGACCUGAUCAUCGCUUACCUUUUGUCUAUAAUCUUCAUUCCAACUCCUUUUACACCUAUUCACCUGCCUUUAAAAGGUUUGGUGAUGAUGUGAAGAUAAUUCAUUUUAUUGGUCGUAAGAAACCAUGGCAAUACACUAUCAAUUUGGAAACUGGUAGAGUCAUUUAUGACCAUGGUAUUAUUUCAGUGACGUCUUCAGAACAUUUUAUUCAAAAAUGGUGGGAUUUGUACAACGAAAUUGCUGAACAUCGAAUAACAUCCCACGAAAUCAACCAGAUUACAAGCGGUAUCGGUAAUCUUCAAUUUCGUAGUACCGCUGGAGAAUCACAAGACCAUGGGGUUUCGCCAUCACAAGAUACGUCAGGGCGAUGGCGGUGGGAGUAUGGUCAAAUAGACUAUGGUGGUGUUGACAGCUUUGCAAACAUUCAACGAAGAUUGGACGAAACACUUUCGAAUGGGUGAUAAUGCGUGAUAAUAUUUAACACUUAUUUACUGCGAACGAAGGAAACAUUUUGUUUUGUGGACCCGAGACCUGCCUAUAUCGAUGGUCAAGGGUCCACAAAACAUAAUAUUUUCUGAGUUCUCGGUAAAUAAGUUUUUUAUUAUAUACCACUUGUCAAAGAAAAACCAAACUACAAGGUAAACUACGAAAUAUCUGUUCAUAAAAGACAUAAUUUCAAAUGGAUAAACAGUCUAAAGGUAGUACGUCCAGGUGCGCCGCGCGUGAUUAAAGUUGUUAUUUCCCAUGGGAAAUAACAUGUUAUCUCACUCUGCAGGGGUUGCGAGGGUGACAUCAAAAUUUCGCCACUCUCGCAUGAUUCGCUCUCGACCAAUGAAACGCUACGAACACCAAACUUUAACAAGUGGUAUAUAAUAUUUUAGUUUGCCUCCACGUGAAAUAACUAGGAACAGACAAUUCACGAGAUGAUCCAUUCUGGUAAUCAACUUAGCAUAGUACGAAUAAUUUUUUUAUUAAAAGCAGUGAAUCUUAA